Macaca mulatta (Rhesus monkey) is the source of this 5661-nucleotide messenger RNA. It is a transcript of the gene MIER1, whose product is annotated as MIER1 transcriptional regulator. Gene Ontology annotation, biological process: negative regulation of transcription by RNA polymerase II. The record is from RefSeq and is a predicted model, not a curated record. NCBI's taxonomy places the organism in Eukaryota, Metazoa, Chordata, Mammalia, Primates, Cercopithecidae. Gene Ontology annotation, molecular function: transcription corepressor activity; histone deacetylase binding. Gene Ontology annotation, cellular component: nucleoplasm.
AGGAGGGCGGAGGCGGAGGGGAGGGCAGAGGGUUGGUGGAGCAGGAGGAAGCUCCGGACGACGACUAGAAGAAGGAGGCGGGCGGCCCGGGCCUCAGGCCCCUCCCAGGCUCUGAGUCUCCCGGCUGCAGGCGGAUGGAUGGGGCUUCUUCAGGCGGUGGCGGCAGCAGCGAAGGUGGCGGCGGCAGCAGCGGCAGCGGCUAUGGUGUGGUCGCUCGAUUCUCCCAGUGCCUGGCUGAGUUUCGGACGUGGUUAAGAACCAACUGGUUGAGGUUCAAUGCAGACAAGACGGAUGUGAUGCUGAAAAUGUGCAUCAGAUGUUUAUGUUUAAUUGGUUUACAGACUGUCUGUGGACUCUUUUCCUGUCAAAUUACCAGCCAUCUGUUGAAUCUUCAAGUCCAGGAGGUUCAGCAACAUCAGAUGACCAUGAAUUUGAUCCAUCAGCUGACAUGCUGGUUCACGAUUUUGAUGAUGAACGAACAUUAGAAGAGGAAGAAAUGAUGGAAGGAGAAACAAACUUCAGUUCUGAAAUAGAAGAUCUUGCAAGGGAAGGUGACAUGCCAAUUCAUGAACUUCUCAGCCUUUAUGGUUAUGGUAGUACUGUUCGACUACCUGAAGAAGAUGAGGAAGAGGAGGAAGAGGAAGAAGAAGGUGAAGAUGAUGAAGAUGCUGAUAAUGAUGACAACAGUGGCUGUAGUGGGGAAAAUAAAGAGGAGAAUAUAAAGGAUUCAUCAGGUCAGGAGGAUGAAACUCAGUCUUCCAAUGAUGAUCCAUCACAAUCUGUUGCUUCUCAAGAUGCCCAGGAAAUUAUCCGCCCACGUCGAUGUAAAUAUUUUGAUACAAACAGUGAAGUAGAAGAAGAAUCUGAAGAAGAUGAAGAUUACAUUCCAUCAGAAGACUGGAAAAAGGAGAUUAUGGUGGGCUCCAUGUUUCAAGCAGAAAUUCCAGUUGGCAUUUGUAGAUACAAAGAAAAUGAAAAAGUAUAUGAAAAUGAUGAUCAGCUCCUUUGGGACCCUGAGUACUUACCAGAAGAUAAAGUGAUUAUAUUUCUUAAAGAUGCGUCUAGAAGAACAGGUGAUGAGAAGGGUGUAGAAGCAAUUCCUGAAGGAUCUCACAUAAAAGACAACGAACAGGCUUUAUAUGAAUUGGUUAAAUGCAAUUUUGAUACAGAAGAAGCAUUGAGAAGAUUAAGAUUUAAUGUAAAAGCAGCUAGAGAGGAAUUAUCUGUUUGGACAGAGGAAGAGUGUAGAAAUUUUGAACAAGGUCUGAAGGCCUAUGGAAAGGAUUUUCAUUUGAUUCAGGCUAAUAAAGUCCGAACAAGGUCAGUUGGUGAAUGUGUAGCAUUCUAUUACAUGUGGAAAAAAUCUGAACGUUAUGAUUUCUUUGCUCAGCAAACACGAUUUGGAAAAAAGAAAUAUAAUCUUCAUCCUGGUGUAACGGAUUACAUGGAUCGUCUUCUAGAUGAAAGUGAAAGCGCUGCAUCUAGUCGAGCACCAUCCCCUCCCCCAACUGCAUCAAAUAGUAGUAACAGCCAGUCUGAGAAAGAAGAUGGCACUGUAAGCACUACUAAUCAAAAUGGAGUGUCAUCUAAUGGACCAGGUGAAAUAUUAAACAAAGAGGAAGUAAAAGUUGAAGGGUUACACAUUAAUGGACCAACAGGUGGAAAUAAGAAACCACUUCAUGCAGAUAUGGAUACUAAUGGUUAUGAAACAGAUAACCUUACCACUGACCCAAAACUUGCCCAUAUGACUGCAAGAAAUGAAAAUGAUUUUGAUGAAAAAAGUGAGAGACCUGCCAAAAGGCGAAGGGUAAACAGCAAUGGAAAAGAAAGUCCAGGUUCUUCUGAAUUUUUCCAAGAAGCAAUCUCACAUGGGAAAUUUGAAGAACUUGAAAACACAGAUGACUAAAUUUUAGACCUAUUUUACUUUCUUUGGAGUAAAUUCUGGUGUGACUAAAAUUUUCAGGGUUGAUGGGUUACCUUAAAAAGUUGAUUUCCUUGAAGCAAUUUGAAAAUUUGAAUUGAGUCUUAACUUUAGGAAAUGAAGUUUCAUAAUUCUGCCUUUUGCAGAUUUUUUUACUUUAAAGCUGUCAGACUCUUAUAAGGGUAUUUUAAAAAUUAGUAAAUUUGAAUGAACUAAAGAUAUCUACCUUCUCAUUUGAUGCUAAUCAUAAAAUUUCACUACAAGGUAAUUUUUGCUUAGUUUGAUGGAGGAAUGGGAAAAAACUCAAGUCCAAUUAAUACCAGUUUCUCUUGAGUUGUCUUUAAAACAGACAUUUUUUCUCACCAAACAAUUUGAAUAUCUUUAUUAAGGAAACCCUUAUGAAUCCUGAAAAUUAUGCUAGCAUGAUUUUUUUAUAUAUAGAAGUUUAAAAAUAAACCAGGUCAGGUUUGUAUAUGUAAAAUUGUUGACAUCAAUGAUGUCUUUCCAUAUUCUUAUCUGGGCUGAAGAAAUACAUUCUGUAUUUUUCCAGAUUCUUUGUAGCCUUUGAAAGAUUUUUACAGUACAUAUGUCUUGACUGAGCUGUCCUUUCUUAAUACAAAAGCUUGUAUAAUUUUCUUAACUUGUACAGUUGGUAAACUUUUAUGAGAGGAAUUGUUAUUCUGAGUCUGUCAGCUUUCAUUUUAUUUUGCUAAGGUUUUUCUAAUGAAUUUUUAAGUGUUUGUGUAGUAAUUAAGUCAUAUUUCUUAUCCAGGUGGUAAAAGCAUUCAUAAAGGAUUAUAAAAAUUUGUGUUUUUUUUUUCAGAUUUCUACUUAAGGGCAAGUAAUUUGAGAAUUCUGAAAUUAAGCAUGAUGCUUAGAUUGCAGUUUGUUUUGCAUUUGCUAUAAUUUUCAAAAUUAUUUUUGAAGCAAGACAAAAGUUUAAUGUCAGCUUAAGUGCUUAAAUAUAUCAUGCUGACCAGAAUCCUGUUAUUUUUAUAUGCAUCAUAAAAUUUCCCAUUUCUGCAUUAAAUAAACAGAGGAGGGGUCAAGUGAUACUUAGAUAUUGGCACACAAGGAACAACUGUGGGCAGGCAGUAUUGAUUUUAUGAAGAGAAAGUGAAGUUUGAAAACUACUCAGACUUUCUAGUUACAAUCCAGUUUUUCAGAUUUGACAAUGCUUUUCCAAAGUGAAAAUAAGAUACACAAUAAUCAUUGCUCUGUGUGAAUACAAAUAGGAUUAUCCGUCUGCAUAGCCUUGUAAGAGUGCCAUUUUAUUUUUAGUGCUAAAUUCUUGUUAAAAAAUGUAGUUUUAUAUAGCUGAUAGACCAACCUAUAUCCAAACUUUUAUAAAAUAUUAUUAAUUCUUGUUUUUCUCACACAGGCAUACUCCAAAUGCUUCUUCCAGUUCACUUUUCAGCCAUCAGUUCAAGAGCCAAUGCCUUUUUAAAAUAAAGCUUUUGUGGUCUUGUUUUUAAUGGCUCAACUGUCUGAUGCAAUUGAGUGAAGGUUUGCACUGAGAAAUUAUCGUUUAGGCCUUACCCCCAUGAAGUAUUACUGUUAACAUAUGUUGAGACCGCUUCCCUUCACCAAUGUGAACAACUUUUUUUCCCCCAAACAGUGUUAAAAGCCACUUUGCAACACUUGACUUCAUAUUAAUGUACAUUCACUGUUGUUACAUACAUAUCUAAGUAAAUCAGAAUUUUGGGUGGAAGUGUUGAGAAGUGUGAGUUUUUUGUUGUUUUUGUUUUGUUUUACUUAAAACUUUAAUUUAUCCAGAAUGGCAGUAGCUUUAGCAAGCAGAUGGUCACAAUCUGUUUUCUAAAUCAUUUUUUAUUAAAUGAAUCCAAAGUAUCCUAGCUCUUUGUCAAAGAUGGUAUAUAGAAAUGUUUUUAAAGAUUAGUGAUGCUGUGCUUUUUGAAUUGUUGCAGUGUUGGAGAUGCCAUUUUCACCUUUUUAAAAAGAUGCAUUUUAUUUGCAGAUUGUGAAGUUCUUGCAAACUCUUACUACAGAAACGUUUUAAGUAAAUUCUCAGGCAUGUUGGCAAAUAUGGCACAUGUAUACAUUUUAGGAAAUGUUGCUUUUCUUAAUCUUUUAAAAAUAUACCUAAUGAGACAUUCCACUAUUAUAAUGCGUAAUGCUCAGCUUUUUGUAAGGAAGUAUUUAAUUGUAUUUUGUGUUAAUACAGGCAUUUCACACAAUAAUUUGUUCUUAAUGCAGCCACUAUAACUUGAUAAGUCAUUGCACUAUUUAAAAAUUUUUAGUAAUAUCAUGAAUUUAAUUUGCUUAAGAUUUAGUACAUUUCAGAACUUGAACUUUUGACAAACUGCAUUGGGAAAAGAAGUCUGUUAAUAGUGAUUUAGUCUCCCCACCUCAUUCCCACCCCCAACAAAGCACUAUCAUUUUCAUUUGGAAUGGGUAUUUUCUGUUUCAUGAUGUAUUUUUAAAUAGAGUUCAGGAUCGGCAAUUCAGUUCAACACAAGUUUGUUGAGCUUUAAAAUGUAUUUGAAUAUUUAAAUAGGCAUUUAAAAUUUCAAAUUAGAUGUUAAAUUUAUGCAUAGUAAUUUUGCACUGUAAAAUAAUUCCCUUCUCCCAUCCCGUCUGCCAUUCUGAAUAUGCUUAUUAAAGUAUUUUUUUAAACAUACUUGCCUACAUAAUAUUGUGUGAAUAUUUUCAUUAGAUUAAUUCACUAAGUUUUUAUUAAGAGAUUGUUUGAAUGAUGCAUGUUAUUGACAAUGCAAAUAUAUAUAUAUAGUCUGUUUCUUUUAUUCCUGGACAUAUUGCACUACUUUUUCAGUGGUUCUUGGUCCCCUUUACCUCAUCUUGGGUGAUGUAUUUUUGUCUUCUUUCCCUUUGCCACAAGAGAUCCUUUCAGUCCCUAGACCUCCAUUCACUGUUUCUCUUCUGCUGGAUUAUAUAAUUUAAAAAUAAUUUGUUCCCUUAUUUUGUAGUGGAGUUCGUAUCACAUUAUGUUUUGCAAAAUAAAACUUGUUUUGUCACAAUAUUUGCUUUGCUAUCAAUGGACAAUUAGGAGUGGGCACUUGGAAUAACGGAGGGCUGGUGAAUUUCCAUAGGCAAUAUUUACACGUGUGAUGAUGACCCUAGGGGUGUGUAACUAAACACCAAAUCAGAGAUACAAGGUUUUCCCAACUAUAAUCCAUAUUCAUGAAAAAUGCCAGUAUGGAAAACCAUGUAACAGAGAAGAGGACGAAUUUCCAAAUUUUAACCUUUUAUUCUAAAAAUGACUUUCUCUCAAAAUGACUUUUUCUGUAUCACAUAAUUCUACUGAUAAAACUUUCUACCAUAAAAAUUAACUCCUUUAAUAUCGAGUUCAUCCUUUGCAAAAUCUUAAAGGGUUUUCCACCCAUCCAUCCAUCCACUUAUAGACUGUUUUCAUGUAUCUGCAUAUCUGAUUAACCUCUUUCUUUUCUAAUAGCAGUUUUCCAUAAACUCGUUAUGUACCCUUAGUAUUGUGCUGAUCUUUUGACAACUAUACGGACGUGUUUUUCCUUUUCUGAAUAUGAUUAUUUUUAAUUUCAGUUUGUCUUUAUACUAGUUUGUAUAAAGAAUUAUAGAAUGUAUAAUGUACUUAAAAUGUCAUUUUGCUUGCUCUUGAGUAGUAAGUAAUUUGAACACACUUAAAGGCUAUUCUGUGAAGAGUAACGUAAACUGGAGAUGGAUUCUAAUUGUCCAAAUUGAUGGUGAUGGUUUCACAAUUAAAUGUCAGUGAUGACAAGCUUUCA